AUGGUUAAACAGGUUGUUAUCUUGGGCGCUGGAUACGCCGGCCUCGGAAUCGCCCACAAGCUCCUCAAAUACACCCAGCCCAAGGUCAAGGAGCUUAAGGUCAUCCUCGUGUCUCCCUCGACCCACCUGUACUGGAACUGCGCCGCCGUGCGGGGCCUGAUUCCCGGCGAGUUCUCUGAUGACACCCUCUUCAACCAGAUCAAGCCCGGAUUCGACAAGUAUCCCCAGGACGCUUUUGAGUUCGUCCUUGGCAAGGCCACCGGUAUUGACACCACUGCCAACACUGUCCAGGUAGAGACCAACGAAGGCCUUAAGUCCAUUGAGUACGCCGAGCUCGUCAUUGCUACCGGGUCCUCCCUUGCUAGCGGCCUUCCCUUCAAGACCAUCGGCACCCAUGAGGAGACCUUGGCCGCCCUGCACAGCCUGCAAUCCGAGGUCAAGGCUGCCAACUCCAUCAUCAUUUCCGGUGCCGGUACCACAGGUGUCGAGACUGCCGGCGAGCUUGGCUACGCGUACGGCUCCACCAAGCAAAUCACCCUCGUCGUCGAAGGCGAUGCGCCCCUCCCUGGCCUGCUCCCCAAGCUCGGCAAGGUCGCCGCUUCCAGCCUGCAGUCGCUCAAGGUGAAGCUCGUCACCAACGCCCGUGUCACUGAGGCCGACACCUCCGGCUCCCUCAAGUCCAUCAAGCUCUCCAACGGCGAGACCCUGACCGCUGACCUGUACCUGCCCCUCUUCGGUGUCCGUCCCAACACCUCCUUUAUCCCAGAGCACCUGCUCGACGAGCGGGGUAACCUGAAGCUCAAGCACGACCUCCGCGUCGAGGGACUCAAGAACGUCUGGUGCGCUGGCGAUGCCGGUAACCUCGAGGCCAAGCAGCUCAUGCGCGCCGAGGGCCAGGCACUCCACCUCGCCGACAACCUCGACGCGGUCCUCACCGGCCAAGAGGCCAAGGUCAAGGACCUCAAGCUGACGACCAAGCCCCAGGUCUUUGUCACUAUCGGCAAGAAGAAGGGCACCGGUCAGUUCAACACGAUGAAGCUGCCCGGCUUCAUCGUCAGUGCGGCCAAGGCCAAGACCUUCUUCACCGAGAAGGGUCCUGGUCUGGUCGCCGGCAAGAACAUUGCCAGGGCAUCAAUCUAG
Messenger RNA from Colletotrichum truncatum, 1140 nucleotides. Its product is annotated as Apoptosis-inducing factor 2-like protein 3. Gene Ontology annotation, molecular function: flavin adenine dinucleotide binding; electron-transferring-flavoprotein dehydrogenase activity. The record is from RefSeq and is a predicted model, not a curated record. Lineage: Eukaryota; Fungi; Ascomycota; Sordariomycetes; Glomerellales; Glomerellaceae. Gene Ontology annotation, cellular component: cytoplasm.